Molecule: messenger RNA, 1405 nt
Organism: Stomoxys calcitrans (stable fly)
Lineage: Eukaryota; Metazoa; Arthropoda; Insecta; Diptera; Muscidae
Product: abasic site processing protein HMCES
Exons: 4
Coding region: 102-1247 (381 amino acids)
Biological process (GO): DNA damage response
Molecular function (GO): single-stranded DNA binding
Source: RefSeq, a predicted model, not a curated record
CCGUAUAAACUACCUAAAGGUGUGUCAGCUGGCUAGUCAGGCUGGCUCAUAUUAAAAUUUGCGGCGCCAAUCCUAUUGUUUUUUUUUCGAGAAUUGUUAAAAUGUGUGGCCGAACUUGUUUAACUCUGGAACCACAAGAAAUUGUUAAAGCAUGCCGAUAUAAUAAAAUUCAGAGUAAAACUACAGAUACCAAGUGCAACACUAAAGAUGAAACUGAAAAAUGUGAAUAUCUGGAACCCGAAUGGCGAUCGGAAUUCAACUGUGGCCGUAAAUUUGAACCUUCUUAUAAUUUAGCUCCCACCGACAUUACUCCAGUCAUAGUGUCCAAGCAUCAUUUCUACGAUGAUGAAGUUGCUAAAAAUAUGGAAAAUUCUCGAGUAAUCGUCCCAAUGAUGUGGGGUAUGAUUCCUUUUUGGCAUAAAGGUGACUACCGGAAACAUGGCUUAACAACUAACAAUUGCCGCUUAGAACAUAUGCUGGAUUCCAAGUUGUACAGGGGUCCCUUUCGUCGUGGACAGCGUUGUGCAAUUGUCUGUGAAGGUUUCUAUGAAUGGCAGACAACAAAGUCGGCGAAACCUUCUGAGAGGGCGGCACACUUACUUUACAUGCCGCAAAAGGAGCAGAUCAAAAUAUAUGAUCGAGAUUCAUGGCAGCCAGAAGAUGUUAAUUUAUUGAAAAUGGCUGGACUAUUUGAUGUGUGGGAGGACGAGCAGGGCGACAAAAUUUAUAGUUAUAGCAUUAUAACUUUCGAAUCAUCCAAAAUUAUGUCCUGGCUACACCACAGAAUGCCUGCCAUACUUGAAACAGAUGAACAACUAAAUACAUGGCUUGAUUUUAAAAACGUUACUGACGACCAGGCCUUUGCUACAUUGCGACCCUGUACGCAACUCGAAUGGCAUCGUGUUUCUAAUUUGGUCAAUAAUUCGCGCAAUAAAUCGGAAAAAUGCAACAAACCUUUCGAAUUGAUAAAAGUGGAAAAACCAACAAUGAAUAAAAUGAUGUCACAAUGGCUAAAUGUACGCAAGCGGCGAGAAAACUCCCUUCCACUUGAAAGCGAAAACGAAGAGGGGGAAGAAAAAUGCUUCAUUGGAGGUAGCGGUGGAGGAACAACAACUAGUGAAAGCGAAUCUGAGCUAUAUGGAUCAAAAAGACCUCGUUAUCACAAACGAAAUAUUAAAAAAUCACCAAAAAAUGUGAACAAUUUCGAAGGCGAUCCUAAGAAUCCACGUUUGGACAAUAAUAAUUGAAACACAAAGUAAGUGAAUUAAAACUUAUAUACCUACGAAGUCUUCUGAAUUACUUAUUACUUCUGAACUACUAUUUGUGUUAUUUAAUGUUUUUGUUUGAUGUAAUGAUUUAAGGAGCAUUCCUAUUUACCUAGCGUCAGUUUAAAAUAAUAUAUUAA